AUGAUCCUCGAGGAGAGGCCGGACGGCCCGGGAGACGGCGAGAACAGUGCCCGGCUGCAGAGCCGUGACCUCCUGGAGCAGUCCCAGCCCAGCCGCCUGCAGAGCCGCAGGGCCCGCGUCCACCAGCUGAUUGACAAGGAGCUGCACAUUCGGACCGGCGCCGAAAACCUGUACCGAGCCACCAGCAACAGUCGGGUCCGGGAGACAGUGGCCCUGGAGCUGAGCUACGUCAACGCCAGCCUGCAGCUGCUGAAGGAGGAGCUGGAGGAGCUGGACAGCAGCGUGGGCGCGCCCCGGGGCCAGGGGGACAACGUCAGCAUCCCCAUGAUCCCCCUGGGCCUGAAGGAGACCAGGGAGCUCAACUGGGCCACGCCCCUGAAGGAGCUGAUAACAGAGCACUUUGGUGAGGAUGGUGCCUCCUACGAGGACGAACUCAAGCAGCUGGACGACCUGAGGCAGGCCAUUCGGAUGCCCAGCCGCGACCAGGCGGGCCUGGAACUGCUCAUGGCCUACCACAACCAGCUCUGCUUCCUGGAUGCCCGCUUCUCCGCGCCCGCCAGGAGCCUGGGCGUGCUCUUCCACUGGUACGACUCCCUCACAGGGGUCCCGGCCCAGCAGCGGACCCUGGCCUUCGAGAAAGGCAGCGUACUUUUCAACAUGGGUGCCCUCUACACCCAGAUCGGGGCCCGCCAGGACCGUUCGUGCGCCGAGGGCACCGGCCACGCCAUCAAGGCCUUCCAGCAGGCCGCAGGGGCCUUCGGCUUCCUCAGGGAGAACUUCUCCCGCGCACCGAGCCCCGACAUGAGCCCCGCCACGCUCCAUGUGUUUGAGCGGCUCAUGACCGCACAGGCUCAGGAGUGUGUCUUCGAGGGCCUCUCCCUGGCCGCUCCCGGCGCUCCCCACGACAGCCCGACCCAGCUGCACCUGGCCCAGGAGGCCGCCCAGGUGGCAGCCGAGUAUGACCUUGUGCACCGGGCCCUGGAGCAGCCGCCUGCCUGUGACUGCGUGCCGCACUCCUGGGCCACCCUGGUGCAGGCCAAGGCUGAGUACUUCCGUGCCCUGGCCCACUUCCACACAGCUGUGGCCCUCUGCGACAGCCCAACACCCACUGAGGGAACGCUCCCCGGGUACGAGCAGGUCUGUGGGCUGUCCUGGGCCUCUGAGCUGCCACAGGACCCAGAGGGCAGGAGGAAGCGUGGCAAGGCCCACCUGAGACGCGCCAUCCUGGGGCAGGAGGAGGCACUGAGGCUGCACGCCGGGUGCCGAGUGCCCCGACAAGUGGACCUGCUACAGGCUGUGGUGGGCCAGGCGCUGCGGCGCUCGCUGGCCAAGUACUCAGAGCUGGACCGCGAGGACGACUUCUUCGAGGCUGCCGAGGCCCCCGACAUCCUGCCUAAAACCCAUCAGAAGCCAGAGGCCAGGACCCCCAACUUCUCCCAGGUGAAGGCAGUAGACAUCUUCCACAGACUGGGGCCACUGUCCCUGUUCUCAGCCAAGAACCGGUGGCGGCUGGUGGGGCCGGUGCACGUGGCCCGAGGAGAGGAGGGCUUCGGCUUCACCCUGAGGGGAGACUCGCCGGUGCUCAUCGCCGCCGUCAUCCCGGGGGGCCGGGCCGCGGCGGCCGGCCUCAAGGAGGGUGACUACAUCGUGUCGGUGAACGGGCGGCCAUGCAAGUGGUGGAAGCACGCGGAGGUGGUGGCGCAGCUGCGGAGCGCAGGCGAGGAGGGCGUGGACUUGGGUGUGGUGACGCUGUCCUCCCUGGAGCAGCCCUGCACGGGGGACCGCCGGCCAGCCCUGCUGAGCCCAGGGGGCCUCCUGAGGAGCCAGAAGGAAUAUGGUCGCGAGUUGCCAGCACCCAACCGGGCCAGCCCCAGGCCCCUCCUGGGCUGGAGCCGCAAAGCCAAGGGGGGCAGGGCCGAAGGCCGUCCCCAGCCCCCCUCAGAGACCACUACGCUGGCCCCUGAUGCUGGUGGACCACCCUCACCCUCUGAGUGCCCGGGCUGGCCGUGA
Molecule: messenger RNA, 2010 nt
Organism: Orycteropus afer afer
Lineage: Eukaryota; Metazoa; Chordata; Mammalia; Tubulidentata; Orycteropodidae
Gene: RHPN1
Product: rhophilin Rho GTPase binding protein 1
Exons: 15
Coding region: 1-2010 (669 amino acids)
Biological process (GO): signal transduction; negative regulation of stress fiber assembly
Molecular function (GO): protein binding
Source: RefSeq, a predicted model, not a curated record